Chrysemys picta bellii (western painted turtle) is the source of this 8405-nucleotide messenger RNA. RefSeq names its product multivesicular body subunit 12B (gene MVB12B). The record is from RefSeq and is a predicted model, not a curated record. Gene Ontology annotation, cellular component: late endosome; ESCRT I complex. NCBI's taxonomy places the organism in Eukaryota, Metazoa, Chordata, Testudines, Emydidae. Gene Ontology annotation, biological process: virus maturation; regulation of epidermal growth factor receptor signaling pathway; viral budding.
AGAACGCGAAACAUCCUUGCACCCGCCCUGCCUAAGAGCCGUUAACAUCAAUAUUUGUUACCUAUCAAAAGAAAUUGAUGGGCAUCAAUAGGUCACUAAGCUAUUGCGAGCAACCUGGAAAUGUGUUUAUCAGUAAACAUAUCUACACAUCUCUAUGCAGAUUACAUAGUCUGUAUUUUAAUUCACAUCAGCACGGCACAGUUUAUGCCUUCCGUUAUGAAUUGUUAAUUGCAAAGCAUUUUGGGAAGUUGGUAGGUUGCAGUGUUUUGAACCCCAAGCAACAGCAUUGGGUUUUGGGUUGGUUGUUGUAUAUAACUAAACACGAGAACCAUGUUUGCUGGGAGUUGCUGGCUGUGGGUGGGCUGCAGUCUCUCUAUUCUAAGGGCUGCCUUCAUUCUCUUGAGCUGACUGCAUGAAGCUGCGGAGUCUGUAUACGAAAUAGAAGGGGAAAACGCCAGGAUUCAAAAUGCAGAUUCCUGUCUCCAGAUUCCUAGAAGCUUGAGUUGGCUAGAAAAUGAAGGGAGCUGCAUCUCCGUUUCUUUGCAUUUUCAAUAAAUUGGUCCAGGUGAUGAAUAGAUUCAUAGAUUCUAGGACUGGAAGGGCCCUCGAGAGGUCAUCGAGUCCAGUCCCCUGCCCGCAUGAAGCAGGCACCAAGUUGGUGGCAAUUGCUUCGUUGACAUCAUAGACGGAUGCUGACUCUUGGGGUUUUGGCGGGUGGGGGUGCUACAGAUAUGCUGACUCUACGUGUAGCACUGUUAUGUAGGACACCAGAGUCACCUUUUAUUGCCUGCAACGUGAUGUUUGCUCAACUCGGCAGUAUGAAGUAUACACACCAGCACUCACCUCUGCCUGUUUUAGAAGCAAUAAGUAACGAGCCCUGAAGAGGUUGGGGUUUAAUUGCUGUGAAAAAGCCACUGAAUGAGGUAGCUUUUUGCACAGCUUGUCUGGCUUCCCAGCAACGACGUUCUUUUGCACACAGUGCUGCCUUUUCAUCUCUUGGCGUCGGGGUGGUUUCCUGGCGCAUUCCUACCUGGAAGCAAGAGAGGACUUGCCUGAAUUGGCUUUCUUGGCAGGACGCCACAUGCUCAGGCAAUGGCUCAGUUCCCCAGCCUUGCCUGGACUCUGCCCCCUCUCCCUCUCCUCCACCCCGGCUAGAAUUCUGUCACAGCCUUCCCACCUACUCCUGGGACCUGUCCGGCGCACGCGUCUCCCCUGACUGCUCCCUGAGGCUCUUGGGUCCACUCCCCCGCGACUCUUGGCACACCCCACCCCCUUCCGCAAAGUCACUCCAACCCCAGCUACGCUGUGCGUGCGAAAGUCUCCAGGCCGGGCCUGGGCCUGUUUGCGCCUCCUUGCUGUCUCAGCUGUGUGGAACAGGCAUGUCAUUCGCUGUCCCAGCUGCUGUACAGUGCCAGGCACAGUCCAUAAUGCCUGAAGUCCGAGACCUUUCAGAUGCCUUGCCAGACGUGCCAAUGGAUCCUAUCACAGGCGUUGGGGUGGUUGCAUCUCGGAACCGGGCACCUACAGGUUACGACGUAGUUGCACAAACAGCAGAUGGCUUGGAUGCUGACCUCUGGAAAGAUGGCUUAUUUAAAUCCAAGGUCACAAGAUACCUGUGCUUCACAAGAUCGUUUUCGAAAGAAAAUAGCCAUUUAGGCAAUGUCCUGGUCGACAUGAAACUAAUUGAUAUCAAGGACACGCUUCCUGUGGGCUUCAUCCCCAUCCAGGAGACAGUCGAUACACAAGAAAUAGCUUUCAGAAAGAAGAGGCUCUGCAUCAAAUUCAUCCCUCGAGAUUCUACGGAGGCUGCUAUUUGUGAUAUCCGAAUCCUGGGCAGAUCUAAGCAGGCCCCUCCACAGUACACGUUCAUAGGGGAACUUAACAAUAUGGGUAUUUGGUACCGAAUGGGCAGGGUUCCACGAAACCAUGACUCCUCGCAACCCGGGACACCUUCUUCCCAAGUACCAGCUUCAACACCAGCUCCUAACCUGCCGAGGCACAUAUCUCUGACGCUUCCCGCGAGCUUUCGAGGCAAAAGUAACAACUCCCGACUCGACUUUGAACACCAGCACUCAAAUUUAUAUGCCAUAUCAGGAGAGAUCCCCACACAGAGAUUGGUUGGAGAGCAGCCUGCUUCCAGCUGGGCUCCAGUUCUGUUCCAAACAAUGUGCCUUCUGCGGACUGGCCCCACACUCUCCAAACAGCUGAUCCUUGUGUCAAACACAGCCAUGGAUGGAGUGCCUUUUAUGAUCUCAGAUAAGUUUGCCUGCGCUCCUGAAGGGAUGCAGCAAGUUGAUCUCUUGGGCAUCACAAUCAAAUCCCUGGCAGAAAUCGAAAAGGAGUAUGACUACAGCUUCAGGACAGAGCAAAGUGCUGCUGCCCGGCUGCCCCCCAGCCCCACUAGAUGUCAGCAGAUGCCACAGUCCUGAGGAGCGAGGGAAGGCCGGCUCCCUGGAGACGCGCACAGAUACUACUGAUGGGAGGCGAGCCCUGAUGAGCAGUGUUACUGGAACCCUUCUCGGCAGACAGGACGCUUUUCUAACGACUUGCCUUCCUUCCUGCGCUUUCCCCGAUCAUUCUGUACAUGUUGUUUCUGAGAUUUGGACUCUGUUAACCCUUUCUGCCAGGCGCCCUCACCCCUUAGCCCUGCUGGGGCAGUUUCUGGUCAGGAGUCCCUUAGUUAAAGCUUGACCGAUGACUUCCUCAGUUCUCCCUGCUUUAUGGCACCUGCUGCAGCGUGCUCACUGCAAUACAGAUCUGGAGUGAAAUGCUGCAAGCCAGGGGCCCCAGCUCGCGGGACUCUGGAGAGAUUCCCAGCAAUGAGCCCUGCUAGGAUAGAGCGUUUGGGGAAAUGAGGCUAAAGAUACAGCCAGUUAGUCCACAACUCACAAAAUGCACCAGCUUAAACUGGGAACUGAGGUGCAGCAGGAUAAACUGCCCCAGCUGCCCCUCUCAGUACAGCAGCGUUCUCUGGUUUGUGCAGGGUCAGCGGUCCAGGCCUUUCAAGUCCUUUGAUUUAAGCUAACCCUGAGUAAUGGUAAACCCUUCCUCUGCUUCUCCAAGUCCAGACUACCCAACAGCUCACUUGUGGCCAGGAUACACCUGAGACCUUAAUGGUUUUUGUUACUUUCAGUUCACGUAGCCAGGGUCGCUCGCUCGCUCAGAUCCACUUAGGGCUCUCUCCCAAGUCGCUGGCAAAGUGGAGUAGGGAUCUCAGUGGCACCUCUCCCUGGCCCAAAGAGGCUGCGUGUCCAUUGCCUGGAAGUAGAGGAUCGUGGCAAAUGUUGCGUAGCUCUCUCUGGCCUAUGGAGAGCAAGCCAGCCAGACCUCAGCAAUGCCAUCCUGACUUCUCCCAGCCACCCGAAAGCUUUGCCAUGGCACCUGCCCAUAAAGUGGGCAUUGGAACCUGCCAGUUACUUUGGCAGUUUUCAAACAUUUGCCCCUGCUGGCUGCUAAAAGGAAAGAGAUUUGUGCGCCCUGUCCCUGCACACUGCUGCACUCGGGGAGGGAAAUGCUAAAGCCUGACCAUGUCGGACAAGGCUGAGAGAGUUCCACUGGGCAAGUGUUUGAUGCAUUAAACCCUGACCUCAGCAUGCUUACAAGUGGUGUCCCUGGCUCACUCCUGAGUCAAAUGCAUGUCUUGGUGAAGUCUGUUGCUGUAAUAAGUUCUUUAGAAGCAUUCAUCUGAGCUCUGUGCUGCUUUUCAAGUCUGCUGUGGAACAAAACUACAUUACAGCAGCGAAAUGGCAUUUUUUAAAAGUAAGUGUUGAAGUGUGCAACUUUUUGUAUUGUAAAAGACAGGUUGUCUAACCCUAUUAAAAUGCAAUUGCCACAGUAACAAAUACUGGUAUUGUAGCUCUGGGUUUGGGUUAUUCGGACCCGCUUUGCACUGCUUUUGACUUUCCUGAAUUCUCUAGUCUAACAGAAUGUUGACUAAUAGUAGGUUUUGGUAUUUGUGUAUUUUGUGUAUUUCAUAUUUGUACAUAUGUAAAAUAUUUCUUGUCCAAUGAUCCAUUUCUGGUUUCAAAGCACUGUACCAUGUUUCUGGGGGGAAAUAAGUGCAAAACACCAUAGCAUUCUGGGUAGAACCUGAUUCCAGUUCUCUGCUUUGACUCUCCAGACCAGUCUCUCUUUUACUAACUGCCUCUUAGAGACCAGCUCUGUUGUUGGAAGAAUGGGCGUAUAUGGUUAUAAAAGGGUCAGGUCUGAGCACAAGAUUUAAGGCCUGUAAUAUUUGGCAUCAGCUGGUGUAGGCCUGGGUGACUCCCAGAAGGUGCUCCUUUCCUUUAAGGUUCCAAAGUGGCUUUUAGUUCUUAUUUUCUGCUGCAGGAAAGCAAAGCCAGCCUUUACUGCCAAGCUUUACAGAGGCUAGAUUGAUGGUGCUGACAUCAACCAAUGAACAUAUCACGGAAGCUAGCGCAGUCAGCCUGGUCAUUCUGCUCAGGUUCACUUGAAGUUCAAAUUCACUCCACACUGCAGUCGUUUGUCCAUCCCAUCCAUCUCUUGUGUUUCCUACCUUUCAGCUGUCUGUAACUUGUCCUGUAGUUCAUUGUCGAUCAAUUUGUCGCUCCCUCCUUGGCUGAGGGCAGCUUUGUGGAUGUAUCGGGGUAGGUGUGUUAAUCUGUAUCCACAAAAACAAGGAGUCCGGUGACACCUUAAAGACUAACAGAUUUAUUUGGGCAUAAGCUUUUGUGGGUAAAAAGCUUCACUUCUUGAGAUGCAAUGCAGUGGGUUUUUUACCCACAAAAGCUUAUGCCCAAAUAAAUCUGUUAGUCUUUAAGAUGCCACCGGACUCCUCGUUGUUUUUGUGGAUGUAGUAACAGGCAGGUCAAGGUUUUCUGCAACGUCGGUCCUAGCGUAAGGAUGAUAGUUAGUGUCACAGAGCUGCCCCUCCCCACACACUGAAGCUGGAGAUUUGGGAGCUUCCGAUUUAACAGCAGAAUAGCUAGUGCAUGGUCCAGAGUUCUGCCAAUGAAGGUGGAGUGUCUCCUAUGGGAGCUGUCGUCCCAAUGGACAGCUUCUCCUCAUUCCAGGGGAGGCCAGACCCAGCUGCUCCAUUGUAGACACAUUUCAGUGGACAGCAUAGGCUGCUGAGAACAGGCCAAUGGCCCUGUUGGUUGGGUACCCCUGCUCUAAAUCAGAGCUAAGCCAAUAUCUGUGGUUAUCAAACACCGAUCGAUACUUGGGGCCACAGAGCGUUUUCUUGGCACCCUUAGGAAUUUCUGUCAGCGGCUGCAGCAUUCGGUUCAGCAGACUGAGCUGUGGAAACCACCUCGCUUUGGUGACUGAAAUGUCGGGACUGCUUUUUAAAGCCCAUCUGGAGCUUUGCCAACCUAUUUGUGGGAGUAGCUUAGAGUGCAUCCGUAGCUCUCAGGAACUAGAGUCAAUGCUAUAAACUGCUUAGCAACAGUGACAGUGCAUUUCUCCUCAGCGUCUUCUGAGAGACGAGACACACACAACACAUGCCGAACUCUGGAUCGCUCCAGGUGUUGACAGGGUGUCCAACUGGGACAAGGAUUUGUUCAAUGGAGGCUGCCUCCUCCCCUCCCUCUCCCAGCCCUGGCAGAGCUGUUUCAAAGCUGUUUCUCUGCAAAGAAAGGCUGAAAAUAAACAUUUGACCUUCACAUUUGUGCUUGUGCAGUUUGCCAGUGACACGUCAGAGAUUUUCCGUGCCACAGGCUUGGCCGGCACAGCUGCAGACCUGCACAAGAGUGUAGGGCAAAUGGAGUUUGUUGGGUCAGGUCCAUGGACGGUUGGUCAGAACCUCUCGUGCACUCUCAGACCUGCUCGAAUGGCUGUGAGUAUUUUCUUAGACAAGAGGGCUCGGAGUGCAAUGCAGGAAGGAGUAUAAGCAGAUUGACAAUGGUGCAAGUGAUUUCCUUUGGAACUCAUUAGCUAUGGGGUGCUUCCCCCUUCUGUCUCUGCAGGCAUCACAUCAGUCUUUCAAUAGGCAGGUUUUAAUUACUGAACAGUAAUUUUCUUAUUCAAAAUAACUCCAUGCAGGGCUGGCCCUGGUUCCUAGUGAUUACUGCUCUCCACUGGCAAGUGGAUUUCCGAUUACGUGUCUUACUCCCCACACAAGGUGUGAGUUCUCCAGCGUUGGCCCGGGCAGUCCCAGAGGCGGGAGUGUGUCCACUGCUCUGCACUGAACCCUGAGAUUGAGAUAGGAGUGGCUGCAGGGGGGUCAUGACCAGGCCUCCUGGACAGAAGGUGUGGUGGUGAGUGGAUGUAAAACAGAAGGGCUGGUUCCUCCUACCAGUAAUGAGUGUGUCUUGGUCAGCCCACGUCUAUCCCCAGAGCAAGCUAAGCAGUGUGCAGCUUCCACUUGGAAGAAGAAGAAAUUACUUUGCCAAGUAAUCAUGAAAUCUCCUGACACUGCUGAGGAGACAGUGCUGGGAAAGUGGGAGUUUGCUUGCAGUCAGAUGAAUUAUUAACAAUGAUGCACUGCCCUGGGAUUUCCCAGGGUGAUGUUCCCCUAGCAAAGGGCAGAACUGCAGUAAUGUAUGCGGCUAGCUCCUGGGCCAGCCAGGUAACUAGAUUGUGAAAUCCCAUGUAGUAGUAAUAGAGAGGGAAGGAUUUAUUCCCAGAGUGAUGUAGCCUGUGAACAUUGUGAUAAAUGCCAGUGUGGUUAAUUAGCUGAUACAUUCCCUCAUCACAUAGCCAUAUUCAUGUGGGAUGAGACUGCUCCUAACCCUCCUUCCAUUGCUGCGUCCCUUGCCAGGAGUUCGCUCUGAGUAGGUGCUUUGCAGGGACAGUCCAUUGUGACCCCGCUGUGCUAGUUAGAGAUCAGUAUUCUGUGGUGCUGAGUUUAUUUGGGUUUUUCACCAGUCUUCUAAUUUCUCAAAACCAAAACUGUCAAAGACAGAAGAGGCUGAGCUGGUCUCAGUGGACUCGGGCACAGCACUUCACAGUUUGUAGGCUUGUUGGCGGAGCCUCGGAGAUCCCAUGAUCCGUCCCCACCCCUGUAUCUCCAAAGGGGUGUGUAGCCUGAGAGAGGUAGGAUUGGGUGUGGCUGGCAAAAGCCAUUUCUCAGCCACUCUCCCCCAAGCAACCUUUGUCUUUCUCUGCCCUUCCUCCCCUCUGCCCCACGCUCCCCUCACCUUUCCUUUCUUCCCAGGCCUCACCUGGCUGCACCUUCACGCUCCACUUUUUGUGAAUUAAAUUUCUGUACAAAUUGCUUAAGGAACUGGAUGUUCUGCUGAUCCCGUGCUGUGGCCUGGUUUGUCCAUCCCAGAUCUCUGCUCGCCUCGGUGCUGGGGCAUGCUUCUCACCAGCAUUCGGCGGCAAGGUCCUGACUGGCGGGCUCAGCUUGGGCCGGGGUAGCCAUCUUGCUGGAAAGUGACAUCAUGGAUGGGAGCUGGAGACAGAGAUGGCUUAGAGCUGAGCUCCAAGCUGCUCUACUGUGGGGUUAAACCACCUGAAGAACAACAGUGAGGUUUGGUAUUUAAAAUGUUUUUUUUUAUAACUUCAAAGCCAUUGUUGAAUCUAAUAGAACUGGAUUUGUGGCCCCUUUCCCUGAGCUCCCAAGAGCUGAGUGCAAACAGCUCCAUAAGAUGGCUGCCUCCUGCACUAGGCUUUACCCCUUUAAACAAAAUGGGCAAUUGCCUUGGAGUGAGAGGAGCUUUGCUGGUGGAGUCUCACCCCAUGGAGCUGAGCAGAAUAACUCCAGCUUUCCACGGGAGGAGACAGGCCUUGUCCCUGACACUGACUCCUCCAGGAUUUAUGGUCCCCAUUGUGAGUUUCACAUCAUGCAUAUAGGGAAGAAUCAACCCUGUGCUGAGGGUCAGCAGUAGGCCGACAUGUCCUCCAAAUAGCUUACGUGGGACAUAAGUGGUGCCUAAGUCUUCUCAGGAUCCUCUGCAUAGGGCUGACUUCCUCCCAUCGCAGAGGGUGUGUUCGUAUCAUUGCAUUAACUAUUACCUCAGCCUUUGAGCCUUGAAGAACCACUUUAAGGUAAAGCUCUCUCUGUGGCAAUGAAGAGAGAGGAUAACAGGACACACUUCAACACUGGUAAUUCUGAGCCAUAAAAGUCGGACACGGUUGUCAAUAGGGGAAGUGCGGCGCUGCUCGAUUUCGUCUGUUCAUUUGGUACAGGGAAACCAAACUGGUUGAAUCUUUCUGGGUUGUUUGUUGUGAAACGAAUUCCUAACAGCAACAGUUUUAACUGUUGUGUCAUAGAAAUGGAAAAGAAAAACCUUUUAUGCAGUUGUGAAAUGUUUUUAAGAUGCUGCAUUUUUGUUGGGCUAUUGGAAGUGAAUUUACUAUGUAUUAACCUGAUGAAUGUUCUGACUUUUUAUAUUUAUUUUAGAUCACCCUCCUGUAUUUUACAAAGGGAAGUUUCAUUGUGUGAUAACGUCGUCUGUAUUCUUAAUAUAAUUUGCUAAAUAAAAGUUUGUUUUAACUGG